AGCCUCAACUCAAGCAGAGCAAUCCAGUCGGUCUCACUGAACUGAGCUCUUCUUCUGGCGCUGCAUCCCCUUUUUGCGCAACUCAAAACAUUUGCUAGUUUUCUACUUAAUUGUCCGGACUUCAACGGUCAACGAUGAGCUGGAUGGUGAAGAGUUUCUUGUUGCUGUACUUGUGGAGACUCCAGGAAGGAGCACAAGCCUGCACAUGUGGCCCGAGGCAUCCGCAGGAGGUCUUUUGCCAAUCAGAUGUCGUCAUCACAGCGAAGGUUGUUGGAGCAAAGGCUGACGGAAGCUUAAAUCCCAUCAAGUAUGACAUCCAGCCAAUUAAGAUUUUCAAGGGCCCUCAGAGGCUUUUUGCUGUCAUCUACACGGCAUCCAGCUCUGCCGCAUGUGGAAUCACACUGACCAAUGGCGCCGAAUAUCUACUCAUGGCCAGACUCCAGUCUGAUGGCUCGCUGUACAUCACCUCGUGUGACUUCUAUCAGCCGUGGUAUGACUUGAGCGCCAUGCAAAAGCGCUUGUUGCAGCUCUAUGGGAUGGGCUGUGACUGCAAGAUCACACUCUGCGCCUCCCUCCCGUGUGGCAUCAGCAGCCGGACCGAGUGCUUGUGGACAGACUUUUUGCCAGUGAAGCUGGCCAACGGCGAGCAGGCCCAAAACUUUGCUUGCAUCAAGAGACGCGACGGCUCUUGUGGCUGGUAUAGGGGCGCCGCCUCGCCCAUGAAGAGAUUUAUGGGAGUUAAAGGCCGUUGAUACUGAAAUAAAUGAAAUUCAUACAAA
This is a messenger RNA of Phyllopteryx taeniolatus (common seadragon), 779 nucleotides long. RefSeq names its product metalloproteinase inhibitor 2-like. Gene Ontology annotation, molecular function: protease binding; metalloendopeptidase inhibitor activity. Gene Ontology annotation, cellular component: extracellular matrix. Gene Ontology annotation, biological process: negative regulation of endopeptidase activity; negative regulation of membrane protein ectodomain proteolysis. Lineage: Eukaryota; Metazoa; Chordata; Actinopteri; Syngnathiformes; Syngnathidae. The transcript has 5 exons. The record is from RefSeq and is a predicted model, not a curated record. Bases 135 to 752 code for a protein of 205 amino acids.